AUGAGCGCUGUGGAGCAGCUCUUAGGAGGCGGCUACCACCAGCACUUCGUGGGCCACGGGGAUGCCUCUGCCAGCCACAAGAUGGGUCUUACCACUGCCACAGAAACUGGCAACUUGGCAGUCCCAGACUAUUCAGGACAAAGAGAACUGGCUAGAAAGACAGAGAGAGAAAGCAAGAGACCACAAUCCCGGGAAAGUCCUGGAGUGCCUCCGCGCAAUUAUAAAAAUGUGGCCCCGGGGUCCGCCCAGCAGCAUCCGCCCUCACCUGCUGUGCCCACUGGCCCGCGUCCAGCCGCCCGCUCGGUGUCCGCGCCCCACCCCGGCUCAGCAUGCGAUCCCUACGCGGUGAGCCUGCUCCUUCUGGUGUCUGCCCUGGUCCUCUUGAGCCACGUCAGCCUGGCCAGGAACCUGCCCGUGGCCUCACCAGGGCUGGGGAUGUUCCAGUGCCUUAACCACUCCCAGAAUCUACUGAGAGCUGUCAGCAGCACGCUGCACAAGGCCAGACAAACUCUAGAAUUUUACUCCUGCACUCCUGAAGAGAUUGACCAUGAAGAUAUCACAAAAGAUAAGACCAGCACAGUGAAGGCCUGUUUACCACUGGAGUUAGUCAAGAAUGAGAGUUGCCUGGCUUCCAGAGAGGCCUCUUUAAUAACUAAUGGGAGCUGCCUAUCUUCUGGAAGGACGUCCUCUAUGGUGAGCCUGUGCCUCAGCAGUAUCUAUGAGGACUUGAGGAUGUACCAGAUGGAGUUCAUGGCCAUGAAUGCAAAGCUUUUGGUGGAUCCUAACAGACAGAUCUCUCUAGAUCAGAACAUGCUGGGAGCUAUGGAUGAGCUGAUGCAGGCCUUGAAUUCCAACAGUGAAGCUGCGCCACCAACCCCCUCCCUUGAAGAACUGGAUUUUUACAAAACCAAAAUCAAACUCUGCAUCCUUCUGCAUGCUUUCAGGAUCCGUGCUGUGACUAUUGACAGAAUGAUGAGCUACCUAAAUUCUUCUUAAAAAUCCCCCUAAAUCCUUUUUUAUCAAAAUUAGAACCAAAGAAAUUGGAAUAGUGUGCGGGUGAAGAGUUGGGGG
Molecule: messenger RNA, 1071 nt
Organism: Ochotona princeps (American pika)
Lineage: Eukaryota; Metazoa; Chordata; Mammalia; Lagomorpha; Ochotonidae
Gene: IL12A
Product: interleukin 12A
Exons: 8
Coding region: 1-996 (331 amino acids)
Biological process (GO): immune response
Cellular component (GO): extracellular region
Molecular function (GO): interleukin-12 receptor binding; growth factor activity
Source: RefSeq, a predicted model, not a curated record